Cyclopterus lumpus (lumpfish) is the source of this 1624-nucleotide messenger RNA. It is a transcript of the gene plin2, whose product is annotated as perilipin 2. The transcript has 8 exons. The record is from RefSeq and is a predicted model, not a curated record. Bases 105 to 1427 code for a protein of 440 amino acids. Gene Ontology annotation, cellular component: cytosol; lipid droplet. Lineage: Eukaryota; Metazoa; Chordata; Actinopteri; Perciformes; Cyclopteridae. Gene Ontology annotation, biological process: lipid storage; positive regulation of triglyceride storage.
AUAAAUAGAGCUGCGUGCGCUCACAGCCAGUAUCAGUCCGCACAUUUACAGUUUGGGAACGCUCGUGUCCACUCGUUGUUUUUAAUCUUCUUCUCCCAGCAGAAAUGGCAGCAGCUGCAGUUAUUGCAAAUCAGAAUGUGGUGGAGCGGGUGACCAACCUUCCUCUGGUGAGCUCCACCUACUGCCUGGUGUCCAGCGUGUACUCCAACACCAAGGACACCCACCCUUACAUCCGGACCGUGUGCGAGGCUGCGGAGCAAGGAGUCCGGACCAUCACCCACGUGGCCCUCAUCAGCGCGUCCCCCAUCAUCGACAAGCUGGAGCCUCAGAUUGCCAUUGCCAAUGACCUGGCCUGCAAAGGUUUGGACAAGAUUGAGAAAACCUUGCCGAUGCUUCACCAGCCACCUGAGCAGAUUGUCUCCAGCGCCAAGGAAGUUGUGACAGGCACAGUGUUCGGUGCCAGGGACACGGUCUCCGACACGCUGACCAGCGUCGUGGACAGGACCCGGGGGGCCGUGCGGGGCGGGAUGGACAAGACCAGGGCUGUGGUCAGCGGGAGUGUCAGCACAGUGCUGGAAAGCAGAGUGGCCCGGCUGGUGAGCAGCGGCGUGGACACGGCCCUCAGCACCUCGGAGAGUCUGGUGGAGCAGUACCUGCCUUUGACGGAGGACGAGCUCGAGCUGGAGGCAAAAACUGUGAAAGGCUUUGACAACAAAGAGUCGAGCUACUACGUCCGCCUGGGUUCCCUCUCCAGCAAGCUGCGCACGCGGGCCUACACCAGGGCUGUGGCCAGAGUCAGGGACGGCAAGCAGCGAAGCAUGGAUUUCAUCUCAGAGCUGAACUCUACCGUUGACCUGAUUGAAUAUGGCAGAAAGAAUAUUGACGGGGCUAAUCAGAUGGUAAAUGCCAAGCUGACCGCUCUCGUGGCGUGGGGGGCCAAUGGUCCAAACCAGGAGACUGGGCACGAGGCACAGGUCAUCGAGCGUCGCACCUUGACCUUGGCACAUUCCCUCACGCAGCAGCUCCAGACCACCUGUCUGGUCUUAGUCUCCAGCCUGCAGGGCCUCCCCAACCACAUCCAGCAGGAGGCGCUCUCCCUCAGCCGCUCUGCCACGCAUAUCUACUUCAGCUUCCGCAAGGCCAACAUGUUGAGAGACCUGCCAGAUAGUGUGCUGACCGGCAGCAAAGUCCAGCUGGGCAAAAUCAAAGACUCCCUAGACAACGUCAUGGACUACCUGGUCAAUAACACACCACUCAACUGGCUGGUCGGUCCCUUCUACCCCCGGAUGGCCCCAGAGCUGACUCAUGAGCCAAGUUGUGCUUCCAGCAGCACACCAGUGUGGCCCUCCAGCUGUCCCUCCACCCAGUCACAUCGAGAGGAGCCCAUGGAGGUGGAGAUGAAGACGCUUCAUUCCCAGCAGCCAUAGGGAUCCAUCCCAGCUUUAUGUUUCCGAGUAUUGUAUUCUUCCUGGUAGACUGCCAUUGUUCAGUGUCAAACACCAUGCUAUUUUAAGACUGUUUCUUGCUGAAAUCCUAUUUUUAUAUGCUCGCCAAUCUAAAGAAACAUGUAGUCCUGUGCCUUCUACAUAAACUACUGGAAUUAAAGUCAAUAGUUUCAAACUCA